Molecule: messenger RNA, 1362 nt
Organism: Uloborus diversus
Lineage: Eukaryota; Metazoa; Arthropoda; Arachnida; Araneae; Uloboridae
Product: adenine DNA glycosylase-like
Exons: 8
Coding region: 1-1362 (453 amino acids)
Biological process (GO): base-excision repair; mismatch repair
Cellular component (GO): nucleus
Molecular function (GO): purine-specific mismatch base pair DNA N-glycosylase activity; 8-oxo-7,8-dihydroguanine DNA N-glycosylase activity; 4 iron, 4 sulfur cluster binding
Source: RefSeq, a predicted model, not a curated record
AUGGCUGGCAAACGUAAAAGAGUUGUAAAAGAAACAAAGAGUAAGAAGUCUCCUUUGAAAAAGUCGAUGAACAUUUGUUCUAAGCAUAUCUUCUCUAAACCUUCCAUUUCACAAAUUCGGAAAGAACUGUUGUCUUGGUACGAUGCAAAUCAACGGGAUUUGCCUUGGCGGACAAUAGCUGCAUCUGAAGUUGAUCCUAAUGUCAGAGGAUACGCUGUUUGGGUUUCCGAAGUGAUGCUGCAGCAAACGCAAGUCGCAACAGUCAUACCUUAUUUUAACAAAUGGAUCAAGACAUGGCCCACCAUCCAAACAUUGGCCGCAGCUGACUUGGAAGACGUCUAUAAAGUGUGGGCGGGACUGGGGUAUUACUCCCGGGCUCGUAGACUGCACGAGGGAGCCAAGUUCCUCGUGACGAAGAUGAGUGGAACGAUGCCGCAGGAAGUAGAAGAUCUUUCGAAGAACAUUCCUGGGAUUGGUCCAUAUUCCGCCUCUGCGAUAGCAUCGGUAGCCUUCCAGAAAGUUGUCGGAGUCGUUGACGGAAACGUGAUUCGAGUGCUGUCGAGGAUGAGAGAGGUGGGGGCGGACUCUUCUCACUCGAAUGUCCGAAAUCAUUUGUGGUCUUUGGCAAAUGAACUGGUUUCGGACACCAGGCCUGGAGAUUUCAAUCAAGCCCUCAUGGAACUGGGAGCGACCGUGUGCACCCCACAAAAUCCCAAGUGUUCUGAGUGUGCCGUGCGCUCUUCCUGUGCCGCUUACUCAAAAGUGAGAACAGAUACAGAUAUUGGAGCUUUAGAUUCAUUUUUAAAGAAGAAUGGUAAAAAGAAGUCAAAGUCAUGUUCUGAUGUUGAAGAGUGUCACCUGUGUUUGCCUGAUCAUCUCUGGAAAUCAAAUCCUCAAGUCACCGUCUUUCCGGUCAAGGCACCAAAGAAGAAACCUCGGGAAGAGAGGGUGAUGGUCUUGGUCAUCGACAGAGAAAACAGGUUCCUACUGAUCAGGAGGCCUGAGGAAGGGCUGUUGGCUGGCCUUUGGGAGUUCCCGAAGAUUAUUUUGACGGGUGAUAAAGACGUGAAUGACUCUCAGGACGUUUUACUGAAUGAGUUGACAAUAGAACAAUCCUCGGUGAUUUCCCGGAAGCAUGUGGCGGAAGUGAGCCACAUCUUCUCACACAUUCGGACCACAUAUGUGGUGGAGCACAUACAGGUGGCGCCCUCUCUUGUUGUGGAAGAUCUAGAAUGCCCGACGUCUUGGUGGAACGCGAGUGAAGUCCGAACGGCGGCAGUGUCCACGGCUGUCAAGAAAAUAUUGGACUCUGUGGAGAAGCUCCUGAGAACAGAUCAUCCCAAAAAGGACUCCAAGGCUUAA